Brassica napus (rape) is the source of this 5965-nucleotide messenger RNA. RefSeq lists its product as uncharacterized. The record is from RefSeq and is a predicted model, not a curated record. The transcript has a single exon. Lineage: Eukaryota; Viridiplantae; Streptophyta; Magnoliopsida; Brassicales; Brassicaceae. The coding region runs from base 4129 to 5952 and encodes 607 amino acids.
UUUCGGUUUGAUAUGAACUCCCACCCAAAGCAAGAACAUGUUUGAUUGUAUAUGGUAUGCUUCAGUUAUUUUAUGCCAUCCAGUUAUUUUAGAUUGUAUAUGAUUUUUUACAGCUGUGUGAUUAGUAUUUUCAGAUAUGUAGACGACAUUGUGUAGAAAUUUAAUUUAAGUUUGCCAGUGUAUUUUGUUUUCUACAGCUUUUACAAAAAAGUAGUGAUAAAACCGACGGGUCCCUGCGACGUAUUAAAUUCUUAUACCAACUUAGUAGCAAUAUGGUGGUGCUACUGGGCAGGCAUUUGGUUAACUCGCUUAUUAGUUUACUACUAUUACUAAUAAGUUGAAGAAUAAAACAAAUGUACUGCAGAGUAUAAUAACUGCACAUUAAGUUCUAAAAUUUUUACCAUCCACUCAUUUUUUUUGUUUCUUUGGUUGAAGUGGUAAUUGAUAAAUUAUAUUAGAAAAGAAGAAGCGUUCGCUGUAAAAUCUUUUAAACCUUUACAGUAGCAGUGAUACAACUAAAAUGCAAAGUCAAGAGUUAAAAAUAAAAUGUAAUGCCAAAACGCAUUAGAUCGUUGACCGAUUGGCAAAUGGAAUUGGCGGUGCUGAUGUUACUAAUCUUCAUUAAAAUUUGUUAAAGAGAUUGAAAACCAAGUUGUAAAAAUGGUUAUUAGCUAGUUACAAAAAAAGGGUUAGUAGCUAUUUACCUUCACGCCAUACGUAGUAAACAAUUGAUUUCACCACAUUGUCUUGAAAUCUGACAGAGAGUUGAAAGGAUGACCUCGACCUGAUACGAAGCUGUUCUUAAACGUACGGGAUCUUCGUAGUAUAUUCAUGUGUUUGGUUCUAACGUACAACUUACAAGUUACGACAUACAACACAUUUGAUUUUGAAUUUUUUUCUCCUUACGACACUUUCUCACUUAUGAAUUUCACAUAAAGACACACGUGGCUGGAAGCACACUUUCUUAAUAUGCAAUGUCUUUCAUGCCCUCAAAUAACACUCAACUAUAUUAUCUUUUAACUCUAACUAACUAGUCACUGUCCCAACUCUAGCUAAGCGAUAUAUCAUAAAAUAAUAUGUAAGAAAGUAAUUCAAUAAUCGAACCACCCUCUCUCUCCAACAUCACUUUUGAAUUCCAGAUCUACUUUUCCAAUUCGCUUACCCUAAUUUCGCGACCUACCCUCUCUUUCUUCUUCACCCAGAAUACUCACAGCUUGUUUUGAUUAUGUAAUUUCCUCCACAUAAAAUUCCUUAUCAUUUCUCAUCUUAUUGAACAAUACCCUUUUCCUCUCUCUAAUCAACCAUGACGAAACCAAAGUUGAAGAAGAAAGAGAAAAGUACUAGGUAACCAAACCCACCGCAAAAGGAAAUCGGAGGUUAGGCUUUCUUCCACUUCGUACUCGUUAUUUUUGUUAGAAAUUAGAGUUUUUUCAGAUCCCUCCCAGAUUUCGGUUCACAUCGUUAAUUAAUUUGAGAACCUUCUUUUGAAUACAGGAACACGACUUUCGUCUCCCGCCGAGACUAUUUGUAACUGAUAGAUUCUCCACUAGGAGUUUGAACAUCUACUCCUCGCCGGAGAUUAUACCAUUCAUACGGCAUGUUCUCCGAGAUACUCCCGAAUUCAAAACCAUUCGUCAGUCUUGUUUCGGAAAGCUUUUUGACCUCCUUUCCUGGAAAUACCCAGUAUCGUGUAAGCUCAUUCAUGGACGACUCGCCACCUUCCACUCCUCCUGCGGUAAGCUCCCCUGCUCUCAACCCCAUCAUCCACACACCAACUGUUCAUGAAUCACCUGACCACAAUUCUCGCACUGUCCACACAUCUCCUGACCACAGUUCUGAGAGUGUUCAGGUUUCUCCGGUUUAUAUAACAACCAUACAUCACCCACCGGAGGACACUCCGAUGAUCACUACUAACUAGAAUACCCAAACAAUCAGCCUUCAGACGAUCUACAACAGACUCCAACACCAGUUAGCGUGCAACCUCCUUACCACGAACGCCACUAUGAUUCAAGUGAUAACUUUGUUCCACUUUGCAAAAUGGCAUUUAAUUAUGUGUUUAGUAUCAUCACUCGUUUCUUGUACCACUACCACUUACAUCCGACGUUGUCGGCAACAAUAUUUUUUUGUUAAAGGAAACAAGACAACAACACGUCCUGUAAACACACUCAUUCUCUUCUAAAAAUCAGCUGAAACUAAAAUAAGUGUCCCCAUCCACACAAACUUUUAUGUCCAUAAUUUUCGCGUCCACAUCCAUAUUUUUGACUUACACUAUAUACUAACUAUUUAUUAAAAUAAUUUUAGCUAUUAAAUUCAGAAAAAAAUCAAACAUAUACGAAAGACUCUCUUAAACGAUGAGAUUAAAAAGAUCUAAUAGGAUUUUAUUUAGAAUAAUCAACAUAAAUUUACCUUUCUCCGGUCUCAAAAAGCAGUGAAACCCCACAUUUAUUUUCAAAACUUAGAUCUUUCAAACACAAAAGCCUUUCACUUUUAGAUCUUUUGUCAUCCAACGGAUGUCAAUGGUCUCUUUUACCUAUAUACGUACCUUAAUAAUUCCUCCCAAAAAACAAAAAAAAAAUCAUAAUAAGUUUGGUCCCCACUAACCAGACAAAAUUAAAAAAAGGAAUAAUAUUCUAACGAGCUUCAUGUCUUCGUUCACCCAAUGAGAGGUAAAUUGGUCCGAAAUCUGCUGAGUCAUGAGAAUAAGUAUACCUCCAGCAACAUGUGUCUUAAUCUGUCAAAAACGUAAAAAAUGUGUCCCAUAAUGAAACACACUCUUUGAUUUUCCUUACAAAUUUUAAAAAUAUACCGCCGAAAACUUUUUUUUUUUGACAAAAACGCACCCCGCGGGAAAGACAAUUUGGUGAAUAGCCAAUAUGGGGGAGUUUAAUUAAGAGUAUAGAUAUGUCCAUUGUAUAUUAAUUGAUAGUCAUUACAGUAUUUUUUUUGUAGCCACGUGCCAUUAUUAAAAAAAUAUGUUGGUCCAUCAAACAUAUAUUAUAUUUUUUUAUUAAACUACUUAAUAAAUUGAUUAGUAGUGUACAAAAAAUAUUCUCCAUUAUUUUUUUUAAAUAAAAACCUAUAAAAUUAUGUAAUAUGGUUAACAUAAAUAAAUCUACAGCAAAAAAUUAAAGCCACAGCAAAAAGAAAUUUACAUCCUAGUUUCUAAAACAAAAAAAAAAAUAAAGCUACAGUUCUUCUCAAUUAACCCCCUGAGAUAAUAAUAUGUAGAGAUAUAUAUGUGAAGAAUGAUGUUUAAGAGCAUAACGCAUCUAAAAGGGGUGACUUGUAUUAAAACGAGAAAUCAACCGUUAGAAUAAUUUUUUUUAAAAUAGUGUUAUUAGACUUGUUAUUUUAUAAACUAUUUUAAAAUGUAUUGUUAUUGAAAAUAUUGGAAUUUGAAAAUUUGUAGUUAUUUAAAGUAUUCUAAUGGAGUUCUUAGUUAAAAAAAUAAAAAUCUCAUAGUUUUAAUAAGUUUCCCUAGUGAUUUAAUUAAAACUAGAUUCUGAUCCGCCCUUAAAAAGUGCGGGUAUAUUUUUUGUUUUACAUCUUUUUAGGUCUUUUCAAUUGGUAAUUUAAAUAUAGGUCUAAUGGCAUAAAACAUAAUAAAUAAUUUUCUAAAUAAUGAUAAAGAUAAAAUAAAUAAUAGUUGGAUCAUACUUUUAUCAAUGGGUCACACUGCUAUUUUAAUAGAAUAGAUCAUUUAAAUUUUUACUAAAAACCAAAUGAAGUCAAAUUCUAAAUUGAACACACCCUUUAAAAUUUUGGUUCAGUUUUUAUUUUAAGAUUAUCUUUUAGUUAUAUAAUUUUAAAUUUUAAAGCGCAGUACGUACCUUUUGCUUUGGGCUAGUUUACUCUGUAACAUUAAAUGUGUUCACUUACCGGAUCGGACAUAUAAAAAAACAUAGUACUUUUAUUUGAGUAACUCUCAUAGAUUCUCGUGGAUGGAGUACAAGCACAAAACAAACUUUGGCAGCUUUGAAAGCGCGGUAACCCAAAGAUUCGAAUCUUAAAUAUAAGAUUAGGGGGACAUAUAAUCUCAAAACACACAAAAAUGUUCACAAAAUAUUAAUCCCUUAACGGCUGUGUUUUUUCUCCUUUCCUCUGUUUUCUACUAUUUAUCUAUUUCCGAUGUCUAAUAACAAGCAAACUUCAAGAUCUAAUUUGUCAAGACAAAAAAUGGUCCUAGUUGAGGAGCUCUCCUACGUACCAACAUCACAUGGAGAAGACGAUGAUGUAUCCUCUUAUGAUGAUGAUGACGAUUCAUUAACCCCAUCUAUAGUCUUCGACCAAAUCAUGGGACCCACAGUGAUGCUUGCAUCCCACGAGCACCCUUUCUACAUACACGGUAGCAGCAACGGUCACUGCGACGGAUGUCCAGAACGUAGAGACAACGGUUUCUUUGGCUACAGCUGCCCUACCUGCGACUUGACCGUCCACAAAGAAUGUGCUGAGUCAUCGCCAGAGAUUAACCAUCCUUCUCACCAGAGACAUCCUCUCACGCUCUUCAAACAUGGCCUACCACUAGCUGCCGCAGACGAUAAGUGUCGUCUAUGUGGAGAAAAGCUUGGAAAAUUAGUAUACCAUUGCUCCAUAUGUGAUUUCAGCAUAGAUCUUUAUUGUGCGCGAAAUCCGCUUGAGUUAGUCGUUCACUACCCCAAAGGUCAUGAACAUAUCCUCACUCUCAUGCCAAGGCUCAUACGCUUCACUUGCAAUGCAUGUGGUCUUGAAUCCGACCGAUCUCCUUACGUUUGUCCUCAGUGUGAUUUCAUGAUCCAUGAAGACUGUAUCUACUUGCCGCGCGUCAUAAGCAUUAUACGUCAUAGACAUCGCAUCUCUCGCACUUAUUUUCUCGGCUCUGGAGAUUGGACUUGUGGAGUUUGUCGAAGAAGAGUUGACGGGAGAUAUGGGGCGUAUUGCUGCUCUAUUUGUCCAGACUACGCGGUUCAUUCAAAAUGCGCCACGAGAAGUGAUGUGUGGGAUGGGCGAGAGCUUGAGGACGAGCCAGAAGAAAAUGAUGAAUGCGAAGAGCCCUUUUGGGUUGUGACUGACGGGGUGAUAAAUCACUUUAGCCAUCGAGAACACGAUCUACGACUUGAGGAUGGUCUUGCUAAUAUCCAUGGCGAGCACACUCGUUGUAAAGCAUGCGUUCGUCCUGUCUAUUCUAACUCAUUCUACAACUGUAUGCAUUGUGAUGAUUUCGUUCUGCAUGAAACAUGUGCUAACCUUCCUCGAAAGCAACGACAUGUGCUUCACAAUCAUCAACUUACUUUGUACAAUGAUGAUAGCAUAGUCAUGGACUUCCCAAGUACUCGUGGAAUAUUCUUAUGCUCUGCUUGCGACCGACUAUGCAGUGGUUUCAGGUAUGAAUGUUGCAAUAUCAAGUUAGAUGUACGAUGCGGUUCAAUAUCCGAACCAUUCUUCUACGAAUGCCAUCCGCAUCCUCUGUUCCAAACUUCAAUAGGUAGCAAGAUAUGUGUGGUUUGCAAGCAAGAGUCGGUUUAUGUUCUUUCUUGUAUGGACUGCGAUUUUGUUUUAGAUUUCAAGUGUGCUACCUUACCAAAUAGGGUAAGGUACAAAUACGAUAAGAAGCCUCUCAGUUUAUGCUACGAUGGAGACAAGGACGUGACAGGUAGCUACUGGUGCGAGAUAUGCGAGGGAGAAAUGGAUCAAAAGAUAAUGUUCUACACUUGCGAAAGUUAUGGCUCGACUAUUGAUAUUCACUGCGUACUCGGAGACUUCAGGUAUGUGAAGCCUCGACUGCAGUUUGAGUUCAAUGGAAAAAAAUGGAAAGUGGCUUUAAAUGGUAUAAAUCGACCAGGAUGUUACAAGUGUGGCUUUCGUUGCAAAGGACCUUUUGUUGCAGUAAGGGUAGGCUAUGAUAAUGGUGUUGUUUGUUCUCUUUCAUGUUUAUGGAAAGGAGAUACUUUCGAAUUUAUAAGAAGAAUAGACUAAAUGAUAUUCUCUA